Molecule: messenger RNA, 765 nt
Organism: Trichoplax adhaerens
Lineage: Eukaryota; Metazoa; Placozoa; Uniplacotomia; Trichoplacea; Trichoplacidae
Exons: 6
Coding region: 1-765 (254 amino acids)
Biological process (GO): plasma membrane phospholipid scrambling
Cellular component (GO): plasma membrane
Molecular function (GO): phospholipid scramblase activity
Source: RefSeq, a predicted model, not a curated record
AUGCCUAUAACUCAUCAACCUCCCAAUCAUUCUAAUCGAAGUAGUCCACAAGAUGAAGAUCACCAAAAUCAAAUACAACCGAUUGUGUGGAAAUCGAUUUCAUCAUGGCAUGUGGUACCUCCGAGCUGUCCUCCAGGCUUAGAAUACUUAUCCCUUAUUGAUAGAGUCUACAUUGUCCAUAAUGGCUAUAAGAGUAAUAAAGAUUUUUCCAAUGACCAUUACAGUUAUCACAUCAAAGGAAAUGAUGGGCAAAUAAUUCUAGGAGCUUGUGGAGUAAGAGAUAGUGUGGGUAACAAGUCACAACUCAGCUGCUAUCAAGAAUUAAUGCUAAGCGAUUGCGAUGAAAAGCAAAUCGUUCACUUAUCGCAAAUAGGAUAUAAGCCUAAUGUAUUUUGCUGGCUAUUCGGUUGGAAGAGCUAUAAAUUCAACGUGUUUUGCCCACCAGGCACAAGCAUUGGUAGCUUUCAAAAAAAUAAUGAAAAAAGUCAAGAUUAUUGUAUUUAUGAUACCAAAGAAAAUGCAAGAAUAUAUAUAAUGGAAUCUAGUAUUGAUCUUCAACAAGCUCAAGUAUCAAGGCGAGACAGAAAUCAUCUACUGAGCUUCUACGAGAUCAAAAGAAAUCUCUAUGGUCAACGUAUUGGUACCUUAACGAGAUCUAUCAAUGUCACCACCAGUAGGGCUACAAUAGAAAUUUCCUUUCCCAACGAAAUGGAUGUUCAUCUGAAAGCGAUUAUACUUGGCUUAGCUAUCGUUGUACCAAUAUAA